CUGUUUUUCUCGGAUUUUGGCCUUAAGAUUGUCUUUUGAAAUUGAGUAGUGUAGUUCUUUUGAUUGUUUUAGUUCUUCACUCAUUUUAAAAGAUCCAUUGUUCAACUUUGGCUAUGGAAAAAAUUGGGUAUAGAGCACCAAUUAUCCUAAAUCGUUGUAAGUGAAGAAUCAAUAGAAGUAAACACCAUGAGUUUUACAACAGGGUCCUCGAAAGAUUCUUGGCAUCCAGUCAUGACUGCUGAUACGACGGUUACAAGCUACUGGCUGAAUUGGAGGUUCUUGCUAUGCGGCAUUUGGGUUGUAAUUGUAAUAGUUUUUUCAUCACUUAUCAUAUGGAAGAACGAAGAUUGUGGCAGAAAGAAAGGUGUUAGCGGAGAAACCAAGCUGGAAACUGAAAGAACAUUAUUGUAUGAGGAUGAGACUUGGAGGCCAUGCCUAAAAGGAAUCCACCCUGCUUGGCUAUUGGCUUUCAGGGUUUCCAGCUUCUUUGUGCUCGUAGUACUGCUUGCCAUAGCUACUGUGGUGGACGGCAGCAGCAUAUUUUACUAUUACACUCAGUGGACCUUUAUAUUAGUCACCUUUUACUUCGGGCUUGGGUCCUUGUUUUCCAUGUAUGGCUGUUACCAAUAUCACAAAAGAGUUGGUGGAGACAAAGUUGAUAAUGUGGAAGUAGAUGCCGAGCAAGGAACUUCUGCAGCUCCUGCACAUCGCCAAGCUGCAGGGAAAUGGGCUUAUCUCUUUCAAAUUAUUUUCCAGAUGAAUGCAGGGGCUGUUCUGCUCACAGAUUGCGUGUUUUGGUUCAUACUUGUUCCGCUUCUUGAAAUUAAAGACUACAAUAUCAAUCCUUUGGUUGUAUGUAUGCAUUCACUCAAUGCCGUCUUCCUGAUAGGCGAUACUGCUCUAAAUUGCUUGCAAUUCCCCUGGUUUCGGAUUGCAUACUUCUUACUGUGGACAAUAGCCUAUGUUAUAUUUCAGUGGCUUGUCCACGUUAACCUAAAAAUAUGGUGGCCGUAUCCGUUUCUCGACUUGUCAGAUCCAUUUUCUCCACUAUGGUACUUCUCAGUCGUGGUCAUGCAUCUCCUAUGCUACGCCAUUUUCGAUCUGAUCACAAGGCUGAAACACACAUUGUAUUCGAGAUGGUUUCCCGAUUCCUAUCUGUCUUCAAGAUAGUGUCCAGGUGCAAAACCAACUUCAAGGGCUCAGUGAAAAAACUCGCCCUAACUUUCAGUAACCGCGAGUUUUCUCACAGACGGGGUAGCUACAGAGUAGAUGAUGAGCAAGCAAUACAAGUAUGAAAAACCUUGGAAAACCAUGGAAUUCAUGUUAACAUGCAGCAAACAAAAUUGUAAGUACGGCAAGUUCUUUUUGGGAAGAUUUGUAAAUGUGGAAACAGGAAAUUAGCCAGCAUUCUUGACUUUGAACAGACAUUGAUAAUUGCUACUGAAUACAGAUGAUGGAAAAAUACUUAA
Messenger RNA from Tripterygium wilfordii, 1469 nucleotides. RefSeq lists its product as uncharacterized. Lineage: Eukaryota; Viridiplantae; Streptophyta; Magnoliopsida; Celastrales; Celastraceae. The transcript has 7 exons. Bases 187 to 1170 code for a protein of 327 amino acids. The record is from RefSeq and is a predicted model, not a curated record. Gene Ontology annotation, cellular component: membrane.